This is a messenger RNA of Plasmopara halstedii, 168 nucleotides long. RefSeq lists its product as uncharacterized. NCBI's taxonomy places the organism in Eukaryota, Oomycota, Peronosporomycetes, Peronosporales, Peronosporaceae. The coding region runs from base 1 to 168 and encodes 55 amino acids. The transcript is spliced from 2 exons. The record is from RefSeq and is a predicted model, not a curated record.
AUGAACAUUAAAAAGCACUCGAUUAAGCUCCACGGAUACUUGGACGAGCAGCAAUGUGGGGGUGAUAGACGUCUGCAUAAACUACUUGCAAGUAGAGUUGUGGCUGGUUGCAACAAUCAUAACGUGAUAUGUGUGGAAAAUGACGCCAGUUUGAAAACGCCGACUUGA